Meyerozyma guilliermondii ATCC 6260 is the source of this 3621-nucleotide messenger RNA. RefSeq names its product U2 snRNP complex subunit. Gene Ontology annotation, biological process: mRNA splicing, via spliceosome. Gene Ontology annotation, molecular function: U2 snRNA binding; protein binding. Gene Ontology annotation, cellular component: nucleus; U2 snRNP. Lineage: Eukaryota; Fungi; Ascomycota; Pichiomycetes; Serinales; Debaryomycetaceae. The record is from RefSeq and is a predicted model, not a curated record. Bases 1 to 3621 code for a protein of 1206 amino acids. The transcript has a single exon.
AUGCUAAUAGAAGACGACUCGCUACAUCUAUACCACCUAACGCUAACGAAGCCCACAGCAGCUAUCAAGUCGAUUUUGGGACAGUUUUUGGACAAUAAAAAAUCUCAAGAACUCGUUCUUGCAACGUCCACCUCCAUCGAACUAUGGCAAUUUCACCUGGAAUCGGGCAAGAUCAAGCAAAUAUGCCACCAGCAGGUUAUAGGAGUGAUCCAGAACAUCGAUCGUAUAAGAAAAGGAGGAUCAAAUCUCGAUCUACUUGUAAUUACAAGUGAUUCUGGUCGAUUAUCAAUACUCGAGUUCGACAAAGAUGAGCUUAAAUUCUUCCCCGUGGUCCAGGAACCACACUCAAAAAAUGGAAUGAAUAGAACUACUCCCGGCGAGUACCUCUGUGUGGAUCCCCAGGAUAGAACCAUCACCAUAGGUGCAAUUGAGCGUGACAAGUUGAUGUACAAGGCUCAAACCAACAACAACAAACUCGAACUUCUGUCGCCACUAGAAUCAGUAUCGAAAAACACCUUGACCAUACAAAUGGUGUCUUUGGAUACAGGUUAUGAAAACCCUAUGCUUGCUGCAAUUGAGUGUAAUUAUGCUCAUUAUGAUGCUAGCCUAAAAUACGAUCCCCAAUCUUCCAACCUUACCCUUCAGUAUUACGAAUUCGAACAAGGUCUAAACUACGUCGCCAGACGAAAAGAUACCCUAGAAAUACCCUCUUCUUCAACUACGUUAGUACCAUUGCCGACUCCCAUAGGUGGAGUUAUUGUUGCCGGUUCCUCAUUUAUCUUUUAUCAUAACCCUACAAUUGACCAGCAAUUAUACUUGCCGAUUCCACUGAGAGCAGGCUCAUCUCCAGUACCAAUAGUCUGCUAUGCGGUACACAAAUUGAAGAAGAACAAUUUCUUUAUUUUAUUGCAUAAUGAAUUGGGCGACUGUUUCAGAGUUCUAAUAGACUACGAUGAUGAUUCUGAAAAGGUUACUGAACUCAGCGUGGGGUAUUUUGACACAAUCUCUCCUAGUACCAGUAUUAAUGUGUUUAAAAAGGGCUAUCUUUUUGCCAAUGUGACGAAUAACGAUAAAAUGCUAUACCAAAUUGAAGAUCUUGGGGAUAAUGAUUCAUAUAUAAGCUCGAGCCAGUUUUCUUCGCUUGAAGAUGUUUUUGAUGGUAACAAGAAACAUGAGUUUAAGCCUCGGGGGCUCAGAAAUCUUGCCUUGGUGCAAAUCAUCGACUCAUCAAACCCAUGUUUUGGAGGUGCUUUAGUCAAGACCAGUGAAAGCAAAGAGUCCAGGAUAGCUAUGAUCACGGGCCACUCACAUUUAAAGCUCAAGACCCAUGGAAUUCCGAUCUCGACUCUUGUCUCGUCUCCAUUACCAAUGAUUGCAACAUCUGUCUUCACCACCCGGUUGUCAGCUGAGUCCAAGAACGACGAAUAUAUGGUGAUUUCAUCGUCAGCAUCGUCUAAAACUCUCGUUCUCGCAAUUGGAGAGGUAGUAGAAGAGGUCCAAGACUCAUCAUUUGUGACAGACCAACCAACAAUUGGAGUUCAGCAAGUGGGUCUUAAAUCACUCAUCCAAAUAUAUUCCAAUGGUAUCAGGCACAUACGACAAACUGAGACCGAAGGAAAGAUUACCAAAAAAACUUUCGACUGGUAUCCUCCUGCUGGUAUCACCAUUAUCAGCGCAAGUACAAACCAGGAACAAGUGUUGAUUGGUUUGUCGAACAGAGAACUCUGCUACUUUGAAAUUGAUCCUACCGAUGACCAGCUCAUUGAGUAUCAAGAACGAAUUGAGAUGUCAGGCGGACAGAUUUGUGCCUUAGCAUUAGCGUCUUCCUUCGUUAAUAAGUCACAGCGGAAAAGUCCCUUUGCUUUGGUCGCCUGUACGGACGAGACAGUUCAGGUAAUCUCUUUACAGCAGCAUAAUUGUCUAGAGACGUUGACGUUUCAGGCACUCUCAGCUAAUUGCACAUCUGCUGUCAUAAUAUCAAACGAAACUUCUCUCGUUGCCCAUCUCGGCCUUGAGAAUGGACUAUAUGUCAGAAGUACUCUUGAGUCCAUUACUGGAAAGUUUAGUGACACAAGAGUCAAAUAUCUAGGAGCCGAUAGUGUAAAACUAUCUGCUAUUUCACUUCGACAACUGCAACAAGUUGGCGUUCUUGCUGUAUCCACUUAUCCAUGGUUAUGCUACAGAUCCAAAAAUAAGACCAGAAUUACCCCGUUAAUGGGAGCUAACAUCAAAUGUGGUACUUCGUUCUACUCUGAGGAAAUUGGCGAGGGUAUAGUUGGAGCUUCUGCCAGCGAGUUGACUAUCUUCACAAUUGGCGAAGACGAAGAUAAUUCUGAAAUGAGCAUAGAGGAUGAGUUGGCGAUAGAGGACAUCAGACUUCGUUACUCUCCCACCAAGAUGAUACUUGAAGACCAAACCGCUUUUGUUAUUGAGUCAGAAUAUGGUGUGGUCCUGCCAUAUCAGAGUGGUGAAGAAGUCGAUUCAGACUAUUACAGUGCUUUUGGCUAUCUGAGAAAGGAUGAAUCAUGGGCUUCGUGUGUGCAAAUCCUUGAUCUUGAGUCCAAAAAGAUAACUUUCAGCACUGAACUUGAAGACAACCAAAAACCGCUUUCAUUGUGCCGUAUGAAUUUCGGUAACCAAAAGUACCUUAUGGUAGGUACAGCUAAAGAUUUGACUUUUCAACUCAAUAAUAACCCAAAGUAUAAAAUAAUUACAUUUCUCAUCAAUGGCUCAGAAUUAGAAUUGUUGCAUUACACAGAGGUAGACCAUCCUCCUGCGGCGAUGAUUCCCUUUGAAGGUAAACUUCUCGUCGGCAUGGGCAAAUAUUUACGCCUAUAUGAAUUGGGCAAGAAACAACUCCUUCGAAAAUCGUCUACAUUAGUUGACUACCUUACUAAAAUAGUACAGAUUACCCACCAGGGCAAGCAAAGAAUAGUGGUGGGCGAUGGUAGCAACUCGACCACUUUUUUGAAAUAUGAUAGCCUGGAUAACAUUUUUGUUUCCUUCGCCGACGACGUUAUGAAGCGCCAUAUCACUGCAUUAGAAUGUUUGGAUCAUGAUACUGUAAUUGGUGGUGAUAAGUUUGGGAACGUUUUCGUGAAUCGCAUACCUUUUACUUUGUCCAAGCAGGCCGACCAAGAAUGGAGUUUGGUGAAGUAUCAAGAUCACUACCUUAAUAGUGCAGGAAAUCGCCUGAAGGGCCUAUGUGAGUUCUUUCUUCAAGAUAUCCCAACGCUGUUUUUCAAGGGAACACUUGUCACUGGUGGUAAGGAGUCUAUCUUCUACACCGGUUUAUGUGGAAGUUUGGGAUUUUUUGAACCUUUAAUUUCGAAGCUGGAGGUAAGUUUCUUCACAGCAUUGGAGAACUCUAUACGAAAAGUUCUCGACCCAAACCUCGAGGAACACGAUAAGAAAAGGCUUUAUUGUCAGCUUCUUGGAAAAGAUCAACUCAAGUUCCGCGGCUACUACAAUCCAGUUAAAAAUGUCAUAGAUGGAGAUUUUGUUGAGUACUAUUUUGAACUUGACCCCCGCACAAAGACCAAGAUAGCCACAGAGCUAGAUAGAACCCCUCGUGAUAUCGAACGAAAGAUUGCCGACAUCAGAAGCAGAGUGGCAUUUUGA